This is a messenger RNA of Penaeus indicus, 2038 nucleotides long. RefSeq names its product Krueppel-like factor 10. The record is from RefSeq and is a predicted model, not a curated record. Gene Ontology annotation, biological process: regulation of transcription by RNA polymerase II. The transcript has 2 exons. Bases 140 to 1480 code for a protein of 446 amino acids. Gene Ontology annotation, molecular function: RNA polymerase II cis-regulatory region sequence-specific DNA binding; DNA-binding transcription factor activity, RNA polymerase II-specific. Lineage: Eukaryota; Metazoa; Arthropoda; Malacostraca; Decapoda; Penaeidae.
AUUUACUUUGUCUUUUGUGCAGGUGCUGGGACACGGCCACAACCAGCCCGAAGCGGACGAGCCCGAGCGCAGACAGUGCGCGACCCCCCCGGGCGGCUUCCUCCCUGCAGGAGUCGGGUCCCGUGGCUAUGCGGACUCCAUGGCCUACAAGCACGAUUUGUACCCGUUCAAGCCUUCGAAACUGGAGGAGCAGACGUACACCGACCUGGAGGCGGUGGAGUCUCUGCUCUUCCUGUCCCAGCACGAGAUGAAGUGGUCCAGCAGAGAUAGUGCCAGCAGCCCCGCCAUCGAGCUGCCCCCCUCCCCCCCUGCGUCCCAGGGAGGGGUUUCGCCCAGCUACCCUAUCGAGUCCGACGCUGAGGAGCACUGCGAUUCCCUGCUGCUGCCCAGGAAAGGCAUGAACUCCGACUUGGCCAAGGCGCUGCUGAGCCAGACCCCGACCCACACGCCCUGCACGCCCCCUCGCUCGCCGAGCCCCAUGCUGCCCAACUACGGCUCCAGGUCGUCCACGCCCGCCUCCCUCUCCGGCGUGCCCGUGUCCGUCAUCGUGAAGGCGGACCACCAGCCCCAGCGGCAGAACCAUGACCGGCCGCGCACGCUGGCGGAGAGGAAGAUGUACGAGUUCACGCAGAGCCCCGGCGACGCCGACGACGAGAACUGCAAAUGCGGCGACGAGGAGGUCCCUCGGCCGCAUUCCAGAGCGGAGGCGUUCCUCGACGCCGCCUCUCCCCUCCCCUCCCAGAGCGUCCACACCGCGCAAGAACAGAUUUUCGUGAACUCCAAGGACACAGACCGCGAGUUCAAUGCUGGAAGCAAGCCGUGCGUAGUGAAUACCCCAAACCCUGGUUCCAUAGAGCCGCUCCCCAAGCCAGGGCUGCUCUCGAAGGCGCCGCAGAAUAACAAACUCGUUGCCAUCGCACCAAAGAUUCCAACUGUUAUUCCAGUCACAUCUGGCACGCCAAUGAUCAUCACGCAGGUCAAUGGCUCCCCUGCCAUGAUUCCAGUCUCCAAUUCAGGAAUUACACAUUUUAUCGUUGCCUCCCAAGGAAGCAAUCCACCCGCGGUCUCGCAAAUGUUAUCUCCAAUCCUGGUGUCCGCCCCGCAGGUGCAGACGCCCUUAGAAGAUAGAAAAAGAACGUUCAAAUGUACAUUUGAAGGCUGUGAUAAAACGUACUAUAAAUCAUCACAUUUGAAGUCUCACAACCGAUCUCAUACUGGAGAGAAACCCUACCACUGUUCUUGGGAAAGCUGCGGGAGACGCUUUGCAAGAUCUGACGAAUUGUCGCGACACAAGAGAACUCACACUGGGGAGAAGAAGUUCGUGUGCUCCGUGUGCAGUACCAAGUUCAUGCGGUCCGACCACCUCGCCAAACACAUGAAGCGCCACACCCGCAGACGCAUCGGCGUGCCCGUAGCGCCGAAGGUGUCGACACUUGCACCAACAAUCGGUUUUAUAAGUGUGCCUACAAUCACCCAGUGACCUGAUCUCCAUGUUCAUUGUGCAUACGCUCUUUAAAAUGUUAUUCAGAUCAACACAUAACAUACAAAGUUUAGAAUAGAUUUUUUAAUACGCAGAGGAUGUUGGUUCGUAUGCUGAAAGACUGUUAUUCCAAGUUUUAUUACUUUUAUAAAUAAACGCCAAUAAUGUUUAGUUAUAAUAUUUAGUCUUUGAGAUGCGAUUGUUGUGCGCGUGAUAUUUUUCGAAAUCAAGGAAAUAUUGAAACAGCCGAUUCUCAAAAUCAAAUUGAAAAUGACAACAAAAUUAUUUAUUACUUUGUCAUUAUUAUGACUGUGUCACAAGGAUAAGCAAUUGGUAUGCAACAAUCCCAAUGAAAAAGUCGGACAAUUGUUAGAUGUGCAAAGUGUUAUGUCUUUAUUUUCAAAACGUACCAUUUUUUUGUGAUAUCUAUGUAUUUAUUAUAUUUUAUUGUGAAAUUUAUUUGUGAAUUUAAAUCCAAAGAUAUAAUAUUUUAUAUUCUUACUUCUCUUUGUAUUACAAAAAUCCCACAUUGGGGAAAAUAAAGCGAAAAAAAUAAAA